AUGUGGAAAAACUUCGGACCCGCACUACCUCACCGUAAGGUGUACAAGCCGCAGCAGGCGCUGUUUGGCUCAGAGCGCGGGGCCGCGGGGUGCGGCGCGGGGAUAUCACACUUGAGGAUGGGUAUUGGCUCACAGGUCACUUUGCCAGAAAAUCUCGGACUCAGUCUAAGUGUCAGUCUAAAUCCAGAAGAAACCCUUAGGGAGGGGUGCAGGAGGCGGGAAAAUCAAUGUCAAGGAGGGCCUUUGACGCAGAGCAGUGGACAGAUGUCGGUGGACGCAGAGGGCUACAGCGUGACUCCCUACCAGGCGAGGCUCAGCUGGGACAUCAAUGACCCACUGAUGCCCCAGGUGUGCGGACUGGUCCCUUUCGACCACUUCUGUGAGUGGCCAGACGGCCACGUGCGCCUCAUCUACCCCGGGGAUGAACGGCGGGCGCAGCGCCACCUGAGCGGCUGGGCCAUGCGCAACACCAACAACCACAAUGGCCGAGUGCUCAAGAAGUCCUGCCUGGGAGUAGUGCUGUGUGCUCGGGGCUGCGCGCUGCGCCUGCGGCCCGCCAUCUGCGACAAGGCGAGAAGCAAGCAGCAGAAGAAAGUUUGUCCCAACUGUCAUUCUGCUCUGGAGUUGAUUCCCUGUCGAGGACACAGCGGAUACCCUGUAACUAAUUUCUGGCGACUUGAAGGCAAUGCGAUCUUUUUUCAGGCCAAAGGAGUUCAUGAUCACCCAAGACCAGAGAGUAAAUCAGAGACAGAAGCUAGAAGAAGUGCUGUCAAAAGACAAAUGACUGCUUGUCACCAACCCCAGAAAAAGAGAAUUCAGGAACCAGAGGCUCAAGAGAAUCAGGACAACAGUGGACAUUUCAACAACAUACCUCCCUUGAAAAAUCCAGAACAGUUUGAAAUUAAUACUGACCCUGACUUUCCUGUUCCAAGACAGCCUUGCUUGACCUUCUCAAACACUGAUGUUUACAAAGCUACCAGUGGCCUAGCCACCUUUCAAGGAGAUAGAGUGUCUCCUUUUCAGAAAUAUCCAAACCCAAGAAUCUACUUGCCUCAGCCACCUUGCAGCUAUGAGUUGGCAGGCCCUAGCUACACAAAUUCAAGUCCACAACCCACCCUUUAUAAAGAUUCCAGCCACAUCCCUAAUGACACAGACUGGGCUUAUCUGAAUGCACGACAAUACAGUGUCAAUUCUUAUGGAAACUUUGAGAGAAAUUUUGAUGUUCCUAGCAAACAACAUUGCUGGAAACCAGCUCUUGGGAAACAUAGCCUUGGGGAGAGGACUGAUUGUGGACAGCUCCAGCCUGUGGCUGCUGAUCCUUACUAUAACCCAGAGCUUCCCUGCAAACACCUUCUGACACCCCUAACAGGGGCUCCAACCCUGCACACUGUGAUCACCACCACCACCAAAGUGUCCUACCAGGCCUACCAACCCCCUAUUUCCCCAAACUGUGACAACAUGCAGGAAUUUUCAGAAAACACCCCUUUGUCCAUCUAUCCAGAAGCCUUGGACCUUCCAGUUGCACUCACCCAGUCAGCCUCUUCAGCAGGGUCAAUUCCUAUGAAAAUCCCAGGAGAGUACAGGCCCCUCAGACCCUCCCAGGAUUCAGGCCCCACCAGGAUGGAUGGAGCAGAAGUCUGGGAUGUGUGGACAUCUGGACUGGGACCUGUAAUCAGUUGUUCAGGGAGAGUAAGUCCAUUCUUUAGUUGUGGCAAUGGGGUCUUCUGAACAAUAAUUCUGGCACUUUCAGUAUCCAUGUAGGCAGAGACAUGAAAUGGCAACUAUCUCUUGUUGAGUUGGGAGAUCGUCUAGUAUAUAGCUAUUGACAUAUAUAUUUUAUCAGUUGAGGAAAUAGGACAAGGACACAUCACAAAGCUUUUUAAAACCUACCAGAUUACAUAGAAUUAGGACUGAACUGGGAUUCUCCCAUAUACCAAACUAAGAAAACUAGGGACAAAGAAGAUUAUAAAGCAAAUUCACUUAGCUUACUAGAAGGUGAGGAUACUGGUUCUUAUUCUAAACAUUGCCACAUUAGACUGUAUUAGAGAAUUUCACAAGUCUUUCUUCAGCCCUUACAGAGUGUGAAAAAGAGCCCCACCUGCAGGGGAAAAGCUUCACAAGUGGUGAAACAGGGCUACAGGUGUCUCUUCCCCUUUCUCUCUCUCCUCCUUUCUCAAUUUCUGUCUCUAUCCAGUAAUAAUAAUAAUAAUAAUAAACCAUAGUGCAAAAAAGUCUUCCAGAAAAAAAUCU
Molecule: messenger RNA, 2250 nt
Organism: Erinaceus europaeus (western European hedgehog)
Lineage: Eukaryota; Metazoa; Chordata; Mammalia; Eulipotyphla; Erinaceidae
Gene: GCM2
Product: glial cells missing transcription factor 2
Exons: 6
Coding region: 1-1728 (575 amino acids)
Biological process (GO): regulation of transcription by RNA polymerase II; gliogenesis
Cellular component (GO): nucleus
Molecular function (GO): RNA polymerase II cis-regulatory region sequence-specific DNA binding; DNA-binding transcription activator activity, RNA polymerase II-specific
Source: RefSeq, a predicted model, not a curated record